This is a messenger RNA of Chroicocephalus ridibundus (black-headed gull), 2977 nucleotides long. RefSeq names its product protein phosphatase 1 regulatory subunit 9B (gene PPP1R9B). The coding region runs from base 353 to 2728 and encodes 791 amino acids. The record is from RefSeq and is a predicted model, not a curated record. Gene Ontology annotation, biological process: calcium-mediated signaling; actin filament organization; neuron projection development. Gene Ontology annotation, cellular component: cytoplasm; dendrite; actin cytoskeleton. The transcript is spliced from 10 exons. Gene Ontology annotation, molecular function: actin filament binding. NCBI's taxonomy places the organism in Eukaryota, Metazoa, Chordata, Aves, Charadriiformes, Laridae.
AGAGGAAGAGCGAGCGCGCCGCUAAGACCCAGAGGGCUCUGCGGGCAGCGGGGCGGGCAGAUCGCAGGCAGCAGCGGCUCCAUCACCAGCCACAGAGAAAGGGGAAGAGGAGGAGAAGGGAGGAAGGAAGAAGGGCUGGGGUGGAGGGGGCCCCCCGGGAUGGACAUGGCCUGACCGAGCCCCGCAGCCCCCCCGCGGGCCGGUGCAGGUGUGCCGGCGGCGGCCCCCCACCCCGCUGCGGGCGGCAUCCCCCUCCCCAUGCCGCUGUAGCCGGCGAGGGGCCGCGGCGGCGGCGGCGGUGGCGGCGGCGGCGGCGGCGGCGGGCGAUGCGGAGCGGAGGCCCGGUGGCGGCAUGUUGAGGACGGAGGCAGGCGGCGGGGCGGCCGCCGGCGGGGGGUCCCCCUCCGGCGGGGCGACGGGCGGCGGGGGGCUGCGGAGCGCGUCCCCCCACCGGAACGCCUACGAGGCCACCAUCCAGGCCCUGGCACCCACAAAGGAGGCCGACGGCGAAGACGGCAAGAAAAGCCGGGGUAAGAAGUAUGGCUCCAACGUUCACCGUAUCAAGAACAUGUUCCUGCAGAUGGGGACGGCGCCCGGCCCCGAGGGCGCCUGCGACCUGGCCAAGGCCAAGGAGAAGCCCGUCCGUCUCUCCUUGCCCCGGGCCGGUAGCCUCAGCGAGAGCAUGGACCAGGGCAACCUUCUCAAGCUGGGCACCAGCGUCUCGGAGAGGGUCAGUCGCUUCGACUCCAAACCCGACAAACCCUUCUCCAAGCUGCAGGAGACCCGUAAGAUCUUCGAGAGGAGCCCGCAGGAGAAGGCCACCACCACCAAGCUCUUGCUACGUAAGGAACGAGCCGGUUUCCAGGACCGUAAGCUGGACGUGGUGGUGAGGUUCAACGGCAGCACCGAGUCCUUGGACAAGCUGGACACCGAAGCCGUCUCGCCCACUGUCAGCCAGCUCAGCGCCGUCUUCGAGAAGGCCGACCUCCGUAACAACCUCCAUAAGGCGCCAGGGCGAGCGGGAGGGCCACUCAACGCCAAGGUGGUGGGCAAGCGACCUCGGGUCUUCUUGCCAAGCCCUGAGGCCGGACGGUCAGGUGAUGGCCACACUGCCCCGGCACGAGCCAAGCCACUGGAGGAGGACAAGACAGCGGGGAAGACCAGCCGGCCGGCGGAGAAGGAGACAGCCACCCCACGGGUGCAGGAGGUCUGCAAGAUCAAGCCGGUGGAGGUGGAGGAGAGUGGCGAGGCCGAGGAGGAAGAGGAGGAGGGAACAACAGCGGCAGGUGAACCCGUGCCCGCACCCCAACCGGCCAAGGCGGCCGAGGGUCUGGCGCCCACCGCACCCCGGCUGGAUGGGGGCUUGGGGCUGGCCACGGGCGAGGAGGAUGUCAAGGGCGAGCGGGCAGAGGAGGGCGAUGGCUACGAGGAGGCCAAGAAGGAGGACUUCUCCGAGGCGGACCUGGUGGACAUAAGUGCCUACAGCGGGCUCGGGGAGGACUCGGGGGGCAGCGGGCUGGAAGAGGAGGAGGAGGCCGAAGGGCUGUACGAGCCCGAGUCAGGUUGCGUGGAGAUCCCCGGGCUCUCCGAGGAAGAGGAGCCCGUCCCCAACCGCAAGAUCCAGUUCAGCACGGCCCCCAUCCAGGUCUUCAGCACUUACUCCAAUGAAGACUACGACCGCCGCAAUGAAGACGUCGACCCCAUGGCUGCGUCGGCCGAGUAUGAGCUGGAGAAGAGGGUGGAGCGGCUCGACCUCUUCCCCGUAGAGCUGGAGAAAGACUCCGAAGGGCUGGGGAUCAGCAUCAUCGGCAUGGGCGCGGGGGCCGACAUGGGGCUGGAGAAGCUGGGCAUCUUCGUCAAGACGGUGACGGAGGGGGGCGCUGCCCACCGGGAUGGCAGGAUCCAGGUGAACGACCUCAUCGUGGAGGUGGACGGCACCAGCCUGGUGGGGGUGACGCAGAGCUUCGCCGCCUCCGUCCUCAGGAACACCAAGGGCCGUGUCCGGUUCCUCAUCGGGCGGGAGAAGCCGGGGGAGCAGAGCGAGGUGGCCCAGCUGAUCCAGCAGACGCUGGAGCAGGAGCGGUGGCAGCGGGAGAUGAUCGAGCAGCGCUACACCCAGUACACCGAGGAUGACGAGGAGACGGGUGAAUACGCCACGGACGAGGAGGAGGAGAUGAGCCCCAUGUUCCCCAGCGGCGAGAUGGCCAUUGAAGUGUUCGAGCUGGCCGAGAACGAGGACACGCUCUCCCCUGUGGAGAUGGACCCCGAAAAGCUGGUGCACAAGUUCAAGGAGCUCCAGAUCAAGCACGCCGUCACCGAGGCCGAGAUCCAGCAGCUGAAGAGGAAGCUGCAGUGCCUGGAGCAGGAGAAGGCGCGCUGGCGGGCCGAGAAGGCCCAGCUGGAGCAGAGCGUGGAGGAGAACAAGGAGCGGAUGGAGAAGCUGGAGGGGUACUGGAUGGAGGCGCAGAACCUCUGCCAGGCCGUGGACGAGCACCUCAAGGAGACGCAGGCCCAGUACCAGACCCUGGAGCGCAAGUACAGCAAGGCCAAGAGGCUCAUCAAGGAGUACCAGCAAAAGGAGAUCGAGUUCCUGAAGAAGGAGACGGCGCAGCGGCGGGUGCUGGAGGAGUCGGAGCUGGCGCACAAGGAGGAGAUGGAGAAGCUGCAGGAGAAGAUCUCCGAACUGGAGGCCAAGCUGCAGACUUUGAAAAAUUCCAACCCGACUUAAACCACCCUCAAACCGCAGCGAUUUUGGGGGGGGGCCCUCUACCCCCCCCCAGCCCUGUCCUCCCCACACACCCCCACACACCCCUUCCCCACCGGGGAGGAGGCGAGACCCCCGCCAAGGCCUCCUGGUGCCCCCCACUUCCCUCCCCCGGGGGCACAGACAGCGGGGGGGGGCUGCGGUGCGUCUCGGGGGGUUCCGGGGGGGGGUGGACACCCCGCGUUCGUGUCUGUGUCCAGUGUGAGUCUCGUG